Molecule: messenger RNA, 486 nt
Organism: Quercus lobata
Lineage: Eukaryota; Viridiplantae; Streptophyta; Magnoliopsida; Fagales; Fagaceae
Exons: 1
Coding region: 1-486 (161 amino acids)
Source: RefSeq, a predicted model, not a curated record
AUGGAGCAGCCCGGAUCUACUGGGGCUCAGGCAGUUUGUGCUGUAUUCCGAGAACCGCUUCACAGAAUCCUAGAGAAUGUGAAAUAUGAACCUUUCUUUCAGUGGCCGAACAAGAUGGCUGGUGAUCCUUCGAAGCGCAAUCAGAACCUGUAUUGCGCAUACCAUCAGGAGCCAGGUCACACCACUGAUGAGUGCAGGAACCUAAAGAACUAUUUAGAUCGGCUUGUCCAAGAAGGGAAGCUGAGACAUCUGCUGCAUCGCCCUGAAGGAUGGCAGGAACCAUCGAACAAUGAAACCAGGCAAAAUACGUUGAGGCCACCCAUUGGCACAAUUAAUGUCAUUCUCGCCGCACCUGGAAGGACAAGCUCUGCCCCCUUUAGGGUAAUGUCAGUGAGCAGUUUCCCAACUGAGCCAGACGGCAGGGACCCCAAGAGAGCCAGAAUGAAUGCCACGCCGUUAAUCGGGUUCACGGAGGAAGACAAGUAA